Molecule: messenger RNA, 4553 nt
Organism: Melozone crissalis (California towhee)
Lineage: Eukaryota; Metazoa; Chordata; Aves; Passeriformes; Passerellidae
Gene: SREK1
Product: splicing regulatory glutamic acid and lysine rich protein 1
Exons: 11
Coding region: 715-2400 (561 amino acids)
Cellular component (GO): nucleoplasm
Molecular function (GO): RNA binding
Source: RefSeq, a predicted model, not a curated record
AAUUCAGAUUCGUUAUUACUUACUUUUGGUAUUACAGGAGGACUAUAAUCAGGUCAAAAUAGCAGGAAGUACUUAGGUUGGGAAAAGAGAGCUAGCUUAGUCUGGUCAAGCUGAAAUUAUGGUUUUCUUCAUUCUCAGUAAAUUUAGAGUUAACUUAUGAGUUUCAGAUAAACUGAGGUGACUAGAAUAUGACAGUACAAAUCUUAAGUUUUUUCUACUCUUCCUUCCUCCACCUUCAACUUCACUUGUAGUGUGUAUUCUGUGCGGUCACAGUAGUUCAGUAGUUUAUUAUUUUAUGUUUUAUUUAUUUUUACAUUCUAAGCAGGUAACACCAAAGGAAUAAAGAAAAGCACAAAUUUCAGUCAGCACAUACUUUGGUUUUUUCUUUUUUCUUUUUUUUUCUUUUUUUUUCUUUUUUUUUUCUUUUUUUUUUUUUUUGUUUUCUUUCUUUUGCUGAUUUGGUUAUUUGCCAUUUCUGGGGAUUAAACUUUAAAAAAUGUUCUUCUUUUCUGUAUCUGAUGUUCUGUGUGCUAUUAGUGAUGCAGCCAACACGAACGGUUGUCAUGUGUAAAACAACUUUCGAUCACCGCGAAAACACCGCCCUGGGAAAGCGUCCAUGCUUGAUAUCGUUUGGUUCAUGAACGUUAAGUUUCCAGUACAGGUAAAAUCCCAGAUGAAGCCAAAGCCCUGUCUCUAUUGGCGCCUGCUCCUACUAUGACAAGUCUGAUGCCCGGUGCAGGGUUGCUUCCUAUACCUACGCCAACUCCCUUGACUACACUGGGUGUUUCACUUGGUACUUUAGGGGCUAUACCAGCAGCAGCAUUGGAUCCUAACAUUACGGCACUGGGAGAAAUACCACAACCACCAAUUAUGGGAAAUGUGGAUCCAUCCAAAAUUGAUGAAAUCAGGAGAACAGUCUAUGUUGGAAACUUGAAUUCUCAGACUACGACAGCAGAUCAGCUGCUUGAAUUCUUUAAGCAAGUUGGAGAAGUCAAAUUUGUGCGAAUGGCAGGUGAUGAGACACAACCAACACGAUUUGCUUUCGUGGAAUUUGCAGACCAAAAUUCUGUACCUCGAGCUCUUGCCUUUAAUGGAGUUAUGUUUGGGGAUCGGCCACUGAAGAUCAAUCACUCCAAUAAUGCAAUAGUGAAGCCUCCUGAAAUGACACCACAAGCUGCUGCCAAGGAGCUAGAAGAAGUGAUGAAGAGAGUAAGGGAAGCUCAGUCUUUUAUAUCUGCUGCUAUUGAGCCAGAGUCUGGAAAGAGCAGUGAAAGAAAAGGCGGUCGAUCUCGUUCCCAUUCUCGUUCAGAAUCCAGGUCUAGCUCAAAAUCCCGAUCUAGAAGGAAAAGAUCACACUCAAAACACAGAAGUAGAUCUGGCAAUAGAUCUCUCUCAAGACACAAGGACAGACGCAGAUCCCGAAGUCCUCUGAAAAAACGGUCUAGAUCUACAGAAAGAAGGAAAUCAAGAAGCUGCUCUCGUUCUCGGGACAAGAAAAGAGACAAAGAAAAGAUCAAAGAAAAAGAAAAGGCCAAAGAAAAAGAGAAAGACAGAGAUCGAGACAAGGAGAAGGAUAGGGAUCGAGACAAAGAUAGGGAAAGAGAGCGAGAUAAAGAGAGAAAUAGGGAGAAGGACAAGGAGAGAGAUAAAGAGCGAAGCAAAGAUAGAGAGAGAGCCCGAGACAAAGACAGGGACAGGGACAAGGAUAAAGAUAGGGACAAGGAAAAGGAAAAAGAUAAAGAUAAGGAAAAAGACAAGGAAGAGGUAGAUCAUAACAAAGAAAAAGAAGAUACUGAGAAAGAAGGAGAGAAGGACAGAGAGAAGAUUAAGGACAAGGAGGGAGAUAAGGACAAAGGAGGGGACAAAGAAAAGGACAGAGACAAAGAAAAAGAAAAAGAUGGGGAUAAGGAGAAGGAGCGAGAAAAAGAGAGAGAUGAUAAAAAGAAGAAAGAUAAGAGAUCCAGAACACCCCCGAGAAGCUAUAGCUCUUCAAGAAGAUCUCGUAGCUCCAGCAGAGAAAGGCGUAAGAGGAAGAGCAGAAGUCCCUCCAAAUCUCCUAAAACAUCAAAAACAGCAAAAAGAAAGUCUUCACGAACUCCUUCUCCAAGAAGAAACAAGAAAGAAAAAAAAAGAGAAAGAGAUACAAACAAUGAAAGAAGAGAAAGAGAACGCUCUACUUCUAAGAAAAAAAGUAGUAAAGAAAAAGAAGGAAAGGAGAAAUCGGACAAAAGCACCACUACUUUGAAGGACAAAGAUAACAAUAACGAAGAUCAGAAUUCAGAAACUGACAAGGAAGUAGACAACAGAGAUACACAAAGGACAGAUGAAGUCAAGCUACAACAGAACGGAAAUUGUCAACCAAACGAAGAAAACCUCUCAAUUAAAAUGGAAGAGGUUUAAAGCAAAGAAUGGACUUCCAAUUCUACUAAGGAAUGAAAUCCAAAGCAUUUUAUUUCCCAGAACGAGGAAGAAAAUGUCAAAGCAAUCAACCUGAACGUGUUGAUAGUACUAGUAGCUCCUCCAGUUCAUGUGAUAGCUUUGUUGUCUUCUUGCUGUAAAGCAACAGGGCACUGACCAGUAGUUAAUACCAUGAAAAGGCAGAUGCCAUCAGAACUAUUCAUCUCUGAAAAUCCAUGCAUUUCCAUGAUGGCUGUACUUGUAAAAUGAUUUAUGUUAAGUUUUGCUAUAAGCUGUUACAAAUAACUAGAAGCUUAAAGAUGUAAACCUGUACUUCCCAAAAAAAGCUGAAGAUAUGCAUUGAAGGUUGUUUAAAAUACUGCUUGUUGAUGACUUUUGUAUUGUUUUGCCCUGUAGGUUAAAAAAUCCACAAAAACUUCAAUGUGUGCUGUUUGAUGUACUUGAAAAUGGUGCAUAAAUAUACGCACUUCCUUUCCUUCUAAAUGACAACUGUAGGGAAAGGGGGUUUAAGCAUAAACAUGGUUUUACUGUUCUUGUGUUAAAUACUCACAGAUUAGUAUGUUUUUCAUUUGCUCACUGCUUGAGAUUCUUAGGGUUUAUUAUUUGAAAUAAUUUCUUACUAAUAUCCCUGAAAUUAAUAUUUCUUUAAAGUAUUUGAGCAAUGCAUGUGCUUUUUCUGUUCCUAGAAGGAACAUUGCCAUGUUAUAGAUAUUAGGUUAGCUUACAGGGUUAUUUUGGGGUUGUUUUGUUGUUUUCUUUGUCUGUAGAGAAGUGAGCACAUCUCUAUGAUUAUACCAGAACUUAUAGCUUUGUUUUGCAAUGUACUGCAGUGUGUCUGUUCAGCUGAAAAUAGUACAGGUGCCAUUAAGAAAAUAAAUUUUUCCUUUUUGUUGAAAAAAUAUGGGAGCACAAGCAGAAGCUUUAGUGCCUUCUUAAAAUGUGGUAUUUUCUAGAAAUGUAUAUGUGCUGUUACACAUUUUUAGUUAAAUCUUAUAUGAUCUCUCUUGCUACUUUGCCACCACCAUACUGUAGACGAAAAUGCAAGUGACUUGCCAGAAUGGUUGUUUGAUUCACUUGUUAAAAUAGUGAAGCUCCAUUUUGCUUUUAUUUUUUAUUCUUAGAAGAGAUUUAUAAAUAAGAGAAAAGAUGUAAUUUGGGGAUCACCACUGUAAAAAAGUAGUAGCUGAAUACAAAGUGUGCUCUGAUCACCUGCAUCAAAGAAAGCUCUUAAGACAUAUACAUUUGGAUGGCCUUAAUUGUUACCUCUCUGUUAUUUUCACUGAUACCUGUUGGGCAAUGUAAAAGGAAUGUCAUGCUAAGAAAUAGGGGAUAAAUACUUUGAGGAAGAAGGUUCUAAUUUCACAGGGCUUACAUAGUAGAUAUUCUUUUAUCAUUUUUUGUGGAGAAAGCAUGCUAGAAGAGAAUCACAAAACAAGUGGUUUUGUCUUGGCAAAACAUAGCUUUUGUUCUUUGAAGUAAUUUAAUUGGUUAUAUGAGAUUUCUGAUAAGUUACGCUUUUAAGAUGUAAUUAUAGCUAAAAUUGCAUAGAUUAUUUUUACUACAACUUAAUGCAAUCAAAUUAUUAAUUGCCUUACCUCAUAGGAAGUGUUAUUUCAUUCAGUUCAAAUAAAAAACUAAGUCUAUUGGCUAUUUGCUUUCUACUUGUUUUACUUUUCCUCCGCACAGUUAGUUUUUGCAGUGGAAGGGAAGCAUAUUGCAGGAAUGAAAACUUUGCCCAACUCCUAAGGUAAUGAAAUCCAGUUUGAUUGUGAAGCUGCUUAAUCACUCAUUUUCUAUAAGAUUUAACGUUCUUGCCACUGUGUACAUUUAAGACAACAGAAAAUGCUUUACCAUGUAAAGUAUAGAACAGCCAUUUUUGUGAUGUUUAAGCCACAUGCUGUUGGCUGGUAAACAGCUAAUUCUGAUAAAAGAAUAAAAAAAUGUAUGCUUACAGGAAGACUGUGAAAGAUUGUGUCUUGCAACAACAGCUGUCUUAUUUAUGAUGUGUAAGUAGCAUAGAGCAAAGAGAUUGUUUGUAUACUUGUUAUCUUUGGUACCAUUUCACUAAUAAAGUAAGUAUUUUAGAGGGAUGUUUCUGCUGGUACAUAUUUAUUAAAGGAUUAUUUUUAGACCAU